GGCGCCGGGGCCGCGGGCGGAAGUUGGGCUGCCCGGCGCUGGCGUUCCUGCCAGCACCGGCCGGCUCUGCCCGCGGCCGACGGUCGGGGAGUGGUGCGAAAGGCCGCGUCGUCUUCCCUUGAAAUGGACUCGUUGAUAGCAGCCGAGUUGAUGGGGAGCCCUUGUUGCCUGGCCACCAUGUUCCCUUCUUGGAGGCUCUCACUGCUCAGCACCGGAGGGAGUCUCCUGCUAAUAAUGUGUUCGGAGACUUGAGUACCAACUUAGAUUUGGGACAAGAAUUGGCUUCCAUGUGUAGCAAGAAAUACCUUUGUGAGAGAAGUUCUGUGAUGAGUCAGUCAGGACUUGGGACCCUGGAGGAGUGGCAUUGGUUGCCCCUGGUUUCAUCUUGGCUGAGCCAUGGCGACCCCAGAUGUGAGUGUGCACAUGGAGGAGGUGGUGGUCGUGACGACGCCCGACACCGCGGUUGACGGCAACAGUGUAGAGGAGGUGAAAACCGUGCUGGUGACUACCAACUUGGCCCCACAUGGGGGCGACCUGACGGAGGACAACAUGGAGACCGAGAACGCCGCAGCAGCUGCAGCUGCAGCCUUCACAGCCUCCUCGCAUCUCAAGGAUGCUGUCUUAGAAGUGAAGAUGGCUGAAGAGGAUGAGAGCCUGGAGGCCGAGGUGGUAUACCCCAUCACCUGUGGAGACAGCAGGGCCAAUCUUAUCUGGAGGAAGUUUGUGUGCCCCGGCAUCAAUGUGAAGUGUGUCCAGUACGACGAACAUGUCAUCAGCCCAAAGGAGUUCGUCCACCUGGCCGGGAAGUCCACCCUGAAGGACUGGAAGCGGGCCAUCCGCAUGAAUGGCAUCAUGCUCCGGAAGAUCAUGGACUCUGGGGAGCUGGACUUCUUCCAGCACGACAAAGUCUGCUCCAACACCUGCCGCAGCACCAAGAUUGACCUAUCAGGGGCCCGCGUGUCCCUGAGCAGCCCAGCGUCAGCUGAGUACAUCCCGCUCACACCAGCUGCGGCAGACGUGAAUGGCUCUCCCGCGACCAUCACGUUCGAGACCUGCGAGGACCCUGGAGACUGGACCACAUCAAUCGGGGAUGACACGUUCGCCUUCUGGCGGGGACUAAAGGAUGCAGGGCUGCUGGACGAGGUCAUCCAGGAGUUCCACCAAGAGCUGGCGGGGACCAUGAGGGGCCUGCAGCAGCGUGUCCAGAACCCCCCACUGCAGCUCCGAGAUGCAGUCCUCCUCAACAACAUCGUGCAGAAUUUUGGGAUGCUGGACCUGGUGAAGAAGGUGCUGGCCAGUCAUAAGUGCCAGAUGGACCGGUCCCGAGAGCAGUAUGCCCGUGACCUGGCAGCUCUGGAGCAGCAAUGUGACGAGCACCGGAAGCGGGCCAAGGAGCUGAAGCACAAGUCCCAGCACCUGAGCAAUGUGCUCAUGACGCUGACACCCGUGGCCCUGCCACCGCCUGUGAAGCGGCCCCGGCUGGCGCGUGCCACGUCAGGGCCAGCUGCCAUUGCCUCCCAGGUGCUGGCGCCGUCGGCACAGAUUGCCCUCGCCCAGGGUGUGCCCGUCUCCCAGCUGGCCAGCGUGCCGCUCAGCAAAGUGGUGUCUGCCCUGCCUGCCCCUGCCCUGAGCAAGGGCCCCCUGCAGGCCCCGCCUGCCAGUGCCCCAGCCUCCCCGCUGCUGGGAGGCUACACGGUACUAGCCUCCUCAGGCGCCACCUUCCCCAGCGCCGUGGAGGUACACCCGGACGCAUCGAGCCUCACGGUCUUGAGCACGGCUGCCCUGCAGGAUGGCAGCACGGUGGUCAAAGUGGUGAGCCCACUGCAGCUGCUCACGCUGCCCAGCCUGGGCCCCACCAUGCAGAACAUGGCCCAGCUGUCCCCUGGAGGCGGCACGAUUGUGACAGUGCCCACAGGGGCCGUCGAGGGCACCAUGGCCACCCCAGGGCCCGAGGAGCACACAGCCACCAUUGAGGUGGCCGCCAUGGCAGAGGACCACGAGCAGAAGUAGUGGAUGUGGCCAGCCCUCUUGUGGGCAGACAGGCCGCCUCUCCUGGUGCACAGGUGCUGGUGUACGCAGCGGCAGUGGGGGUCAGGGUCACCGAGGGCUGCUGAACCAAAGAGAGGAAAUGCCAAAAGAGAAGUCAGGAAGAGAAAAGGUGCACAGACACCAUCUUGUGAGCUCGGUCUGCAAGGCCCAAAUCCUCCCCUUUUUCUUGGGAAAUAUAUUUUUCCCCCUGUUGCUUAUUAAUGCUGUUUACACGUGGGCUUCAGCAGACCCAGCAGGAGGCGCCAAGCAGGAGGAUGAGGGAUGGGCAGGUGGCAGCUGGGCCAGGAGUGGAGCCCUGAGCUCUGCACAGCCCUAGCAGCACUGCCCCGCUGGGCCCCAUGGGGCCUGAGCCGGCCAGGGAAGGGACUAUAUGACACAUGUCUUGGGAACCGAGCCCAAGUGUGGACACUGGAUCCUAUGGAUUUGGUUCUUCCCUGUCUGUCGGCUGCAGUGUGGCAAGGUGUCCUCCACUCUGAGGACCCCUGUGGCCAGCAGGGCCCUAUGUGCUCAGGGCCUGGGGCCGUGACCCCAACAGAAAGCUGUGGGAUGCGCCUCCGUCCACCACUGCACAGAAACUGUAUUUUUAAGUGAAUUUCUUAGGCUUUUAGGAAGAGUGAAAACAUAUGCAUUGUCGACCAAAACCAUGCUGAGUGCCUCCCGCCCUUGUCCCUCUGGCCUCACGUGCUGUAGGGAGCAGUCUCGGUGCUGGACCCUCAGGUGCCAGGCGAGCUCUGAGGUGGGAGCUCUGUUUCUCUGCUCGCCCGCUGCCCUGAGCUGGGCCUCCCGGGCGUCAUCAACAGAGCCAGUAGGAGGUGGAGGGUUCAGGUGGCACAGUGCCCCCUCAGACCUGGGGAGGCCCUGGGGUCAUGCUGCCAUCUGGCUGAACUCCAGAGCCAGGGCGGCAGGGUCUGCGUAGUGGUUGUACUCCUGAGUGGCAUGGCUUUCUGCCUCACAGCCCUUCAGCGCCUUUCCUGCUGGGUGGUGAGGCGGGGGACACAUUGGGGAGCAGCAAGUUUUACUGAGAACCCAGGUCUUGUGCUGUUUCCACAGCAUGUUGUGGCCACUGGCCAUUGGGACAGGCCCAAUGCCCCAUCUCAUGGCUUUGCAGGGUGGUGUGACAGUCACCCUGCACACGAGGUUGUCCUGUUGCCUGUGGCAAUCUGGCGUUCAUCAUCUGUCCAUCUUCCCGUCAUCCAUCCUUGCAUCCACCUGUCCCGCCAAGUGUUCCAGACCUGUGUCAGCCUGCCUUGUGACCCAGGCCCUGUCCCCCAUGUCAGGCUACUGAAGUUUUGCCUUUUUUGUUUGUUUCUGUUACAUUUUUGUCUUUGUUUUCAUAGGUCAGGUGGUGUCAGGGUGCUGUUUACUUGACUUGGUUAUGUACAUGUUCAUUUCCUAAAACUCAGUUUUACCGGACUCGAGAAUCCUGUUACGUGUGGUCCCAGGCCCUGUAAGGCGACGGGUCUGCUGCCCCUCCCCUGCGCCCGCAGCAUACACCAGCUCAGACCAUGUUAAAAACCGUGCUGCAAAUAAAGAUGCUUCUCACCCUUGGAA
Molecule: messenger RNA, 3600 nt
Organism: Loxodonta africana (African savanna elephant)
Lineage: Eukaryota; Metazoa; Chordata; Mammalia; Proboscidea; Elephantidae
Gene: GMEB2
Product: glucocorticoid modulatory element binding protein 2
Exons: 11
Coding region: 397-2010 (537 amino acids)
Biological process (GO): regulation of transcription by RNA polymerase II
Cellular component (GO): nucleus
Molecular function (GO): RNA polymerase II cis-regulatory region sequence-specific DNA binding
Source: RefSeq, a predicted model, not a curated record